This is a messenger RNA of Musa acuminata AAA Group (dessert banana), 927 nucleotides long. Its product is annotated as myb-related protein Hv33-like. The coding region runs from base 1 to 927 and encodes 308 amino acids. NCBI's taxonomy places the organism in Eukaryota, Viridiplantae, Streptophyta, Magnoliopsida, Zingiberales, Musaceae. The transcript has 3 exons. The record is from RefSeq and is a predicted model, not a curated record.
AUGGGGCGGCAUUCUUGCUGUCUCAAGCAGAAGAUAAGGAAAGGCUUGUGGUCUCCUGAAGAAGAUGAGAAGCUCUAUGAUCACAUCAUCAGAUGUGGUGUUAGCUGUUGGAGCUCAGUGCCAAAAUUAGCAGGACUGGAACGCUGUGGGAAGAGUUGUCGACUCAGGUGGAUCAAUUACCUGCGGCCGGACCUUAAAAGAGGCAACUUCUCUCAGCAAGAAGAGGAAACGAUUAUAAGGCUACACGAGAUCAUGGGUAACAGGUGGUCACAAAUUGCAUCACAAUUGCCAGGAAGAACAGACAAUGAGAUCAAAAACUACUGGAACUCAUGUCUCAAGAAGAAACUCCGGCAGCGGGGAAUCGAUCCAAGCAGCCACAAGCCACUGAGUGAGAUAGCAGCACAAGAAGAAGGGACCAGAACACAUUGCUCUAAUACUGGUGCUGCUUUUGAGCAGUUGCAGUUGCAUCCAGUCUUUGACACCUUCCCACUGAUUGAAAUCCAGACGUGUUUGGAUUCAGUAGAGACUAAUGUAAGCAUCUACGGUCAAUUCCAUCAGACUUUUGAACCAGUAGGGCAGGAUGAGUGCUUAGUCAACUCGGAGUUAUGUGAUCAUGGCAGUGCCUUGGAUAAUAUCGGUCACGGGGACAGUUCAAUCAACAGCAGUAACUGGAACUGCAACAUAGGAUCUGAGAUGAAAAGUGUGUUUGGAGAUGAAGACUUGAACUGGGUAUCUCAGAGUAAGGUGGAAACACCAGCUCAUAUGCAGAUGAAUGAGGAGAAGACUCAUGAACACAAGUUUAAUCCUUGGCAAGAGAAAAAUACCUACCCAAUUCCAGUGAGGUCACUGUCUCAUGAUCUCUCAGAGACCUGCUUCAGUGUCUCUCGAGAUGCAUUGGAAAGUGAAUUCAAUGUGGAUUUCUGCUAG